AUGCGAAUACCGAUUCGCGUGCAGCUUGGAAGUCUUAUACUGCUAGCCGCCCUCAUUGGUCUUGCGGUCAUAUCGAUAGCAGUAUGGGUCACAGUACAGGACUUUGUGCUCAAUCUGCGAGCUUCACGCCUCAGCCAGGUCGCAUCUUUGAAAGCUAUGCAAUUGGCGUCCGGGCUGGACAUGAUGCAGACUUCAGUCAGCUUUGUUGCUUCAAGAGUUCUGCUUCAGCGUGCUCUCGGCCGCUAUAACAAUGGUAACAACACGGAACAAAAUUGGACCAAUGCAACGCAGGACACGUUGGCAGCGAUUGGAGGAGACCUUUCAUCGGGACAAGCUCUGCUUCUACAGGCCAGGAUACACGGCAGGGACACCACGGGUCCAGCCGGUCUACGACCACUCUUGAGCGCCACCGCGAACAAUGCACAAGAGAUUGAGCUACCCUAUACAUUCGCAAACGGGUCGCGAGCAACACUCGGUAGUAGUCCUGACGGGCUUGGCUAUCCUCCUUGGCUGUAUCCAAACUUCACAUAUUCGACCGGCCCAUCGAUGAACGGGGUCGUUUCCUCACGAGCUACUUAUGACGGCGCAACAAUACAGGCAGGGACCGACAGGUCAAGUCUGCUUCUAGGACCGUGGGUCAUUAAUGACUCCUUAUCCUUGGUCUCGAUCACGGUUCCGAUCGUUAAUAACACGGGUCAGGACGAGACUCUAGGAUGGUUGACAUGUAUCUUGAAUGGUAGUCUUAUCUCAUCUGUCAUGGACGACCGAGAAGGCCUGGGCGAUACUGGAGACACGAUCAUCCUUGGGCCAGCGACCAGCUCCAACUUUUCCCCCGUGCCUGCAGCGAACAACAGUGAUGGCAAGCCUGAAUUCGAAGUGCGAUAUGUUCUACCGCUUAGUAAGAAUUACAGGAAAAGACAUCCUGACCAUGUCCGAGGAACCGCCAAUCCCCCGUUCAAUGCUUCGAGAUCCCGUACAAUCUACAAAGCUGUCGAGCGAGGGUACCAGAACCCCAUGAAUGCUUCAGGGUCAAGUAUCAGAGCCCAGACGGAGGCAAAGCAUCCUGUCAGCAUUGGAUUUGCCAAGAUGAACAGCCCUCUGGUUGACUGGACACUCCUGGUCGAGCAGUCACGCAAAGAAGUUUGGCGACCCAUCAGCAAACUCAGGAAUGUCAUAAUCGCCUGUGUUUUCGCCACAGCCGCGCUAAUGGCCGUCAUUGCAUACCCAUUGGCACAUUUCGCAGCAUUGCCAAUCGUAAGGCUAAGAGAGGCUACUCAGAGGUCUAUGGACCCUCCUCGUAGCAGGCUUGGCGUCAGUCAAUCCAGCUCCGAAUCGCUUCGCUCUAGAGGAGGACAUGACGGUGAUGGGCAAGACAACCAAGCACAUGGCGACCACACUGGAGAAGCGAGAAAGGAAGGCUUUUCCAAUCCCGUGUCAAAGUGGAAGCGGAAGCGGCAAGAAGCUGCUGAUGCUAAGCGUGAUGAGCGCAAGAAGCGUGUCUUUCGCAUACCAGGCAAGGUGAAGGAACGAAGAUCUUGCCUCCACGAUGAAUUGUCCGAUUUAACAACGACUUUCAACGCGAUGUCGGACGAGCUCAUGAUGCAGUACUCGAGGCUCGAGGAACGUGUCCAGCAAAGGACAGCAGAGCUGGAGUUCAGCAAAAAGGCGGCCGAAGCUGCGAACGAGAGCAAGACUCUGUUCAUUGCCAACAUUAGCCACGAGUUGAAGACCCCACUCAACGGUAUCUUGGGUAUGUGCGCCGUCUGCCUGCAGGAGGACGACCCCACUCGGCUCAAGCGUUCACUAGGGAUCAUUUACAAGUCUGGUGAUCUUCUGCUCAAUUUACUUACAGACUUGUUGACAUUCAGCAAGAAUCAAGUCGGGCAGUCGCUGAGCUUAGAUGAGAAAGAGUUCAGGCUGCGAGAUGUCAGCUCUCAGACCCUGGCUAUAUUUGAGAAGCAAGCAAAGGAGGGACAGAUCGAUCUUCGGGUCAAGCUUGAAGGCGUUGACGGUGGCGAACUUGGCCCUGGAACUACAGGUCGUUUGCGCGAAAUGAUUCUUUGGGGAGAUGUUCACCGCAUCUUGCAGGUCGUCAUUAACCUCGUUUCUAACUCACUGAAGUUCACGCCAACUGGAGGCUCCGUGGUACUCACUAUCCGAUGCCUUCCUGAACUGCCGGAUUUCGGGACUCGCGCCAGCCGCACGUCGUCCUUGAACUCCAAAGGAGCUCGACCAACCACCUCUUUCUCCGAUUAUCAAAACUCGAACCUGUCGGUGCUAAGAUUGAGCACUGCCAAUGCUAUCAAUGCAAGAGACAAGCCGCAUGCGAUGAGCCGCGUGAGCACAACCGAGCGUCGUUCCUCGCCACCGAACGCCAAGUAUGUGUUCUUCGAAUUCGAAGUACAGGACACUGGGCCUGGAAUACCUGAGAGCCAACAAGACAGGAUCUUUGAGCCGUUUGUGCAAGGAGAUCUCGGACUCAGUAAGAAAUUCGGCGGCACUGGUCUUGGUCUGAGUAUAUGCUCGCAGCUAGCGAGCUUAAUGCGCGGUCAGAUAUCAGUGCGCAGUUCUGUAGGGCUUGGGAGUACUUUUACUCUAAAAAUACCCCUGCGGUAUACGCAAUCUCGCGCGGAAAGUUUCAACACACUGGCUGGUGAUCGUGGAGGGGAGACUACUAGCCGCAGCUCCUCAGUCGACGGUAGCGAGUUCCAUGGCCCCGUAGAAUAUGCAGAAAGCAUGACUCCGCCACCGCCAGAGGGCCAAACGCCUGGAAAGCCGCGAUCGCUAGGUCAGGAUUCGAAACCACGUUUGGUCGGCUUGUCGCAGCCUUUCUUUGCUACAGACCAACCUAUGGAGUCGCCUGGAUCGCAAACAGGCGCGAUGAAACAGAUUGCCGCUGAAGCCACUCGAGGUGGCAGGAUCCGUGUGCUUGUUGCUGAAGACAACAAGAUCAAUCAGGAGGUAGUCCUGCGGAUGCUCAAGCUGGAGGACGUAUACGAUGUCACCGUGGCAAAGGACGGCCAAGAAGCGCUCGAUAUCGUGAAGGAUUCAAUGCGCGGCGGUAGCCCCCCGUUCAACCUGAUCUUCAUGGAUGUUCAAAUGCCCAAUGUUGAUGGGAUCCAGAGCACGAAGCUCAUUCGCGAGAUCGGAUACCAGGCGCCAAUAGUGGCACUGACUGCCUUCGCGGAGGAGAGUAACAUCAAAGACUGUUUGGACUCGGGAAUGAAUUACUUUCUCUCGAAACCUAUCCGAAGACCACAGUUGAAGAAGGUGCUGAAGGAGUAUUGUGCUCCCAUACCGGAGGAACCCGAAGUGGAAGAGCGAAGAGGCAGUGCGGCCAGCACCACAGUAGUCGUUGUCAACGGCGGUCCAACCGCUGCUACCCUUCCUGAGAUCAUGCCCGCCACCUUGGUCCCAAGCAACGAUACAGGCCCACCAACGAGGCCCGACAUUCGACCCGUGUCGCCCAGAGACACUUCAUGA
This is a messenger RNA of Fulvia fulva, 3483 nucleotides long. Its product is annotated as Two-component system protein B. The record is from RefSeq and is a predicted model, not a curated record. The transcript has 3 exons. Lineage: Eukaryota; Fungi; Ascomycota; Dothideomycetes; Mycosphaerellales; Mycosphaerellaceae. Gene Ontology annotation, biological process: phosphorelay signal transduction system; protein autophosphorylation. Gene Ontology annotation, molecular function: phosphorelay sensor kinase activity; histidine phosphotransfer kinase activity. The coding region runs from base 1 to 3483 and encodes 1160 amino acids.